Molecule: messenger RNA, 885 nt
Organism: Hydatigera taeniaeformis
Lineage: Eukaryota; Metazoa; Platyhelminthes; Cestoda; Cyclophyllidea; Taeniidae
Source: the annotation of a GenBank genome assembly
AUGAGCGUUAAAGACGGUAAAGUUGUAUCUGUUGUUGCGACAUUGGGUCGAGGCGACAAAACACAGGAAAUAUCGUACACAGAUAUCAAAGUUAUUGGGAACGGUUCAUUCGGUGUGGUAUACCAGGCCUGUCUGUGUGACACCAAUGAAAUUGUUGCUGUCAAAAAGGUCCUUCAGGAUCGGCGAUUCAAGAACCGUGAACUGCAAAUUAUGCGCUCAUUGGAUCACCAGAAUAUUGUGAAACUCAAGUACUUUUUCUACGUCAUGGGUGAAAGGAAGGAGGACGUAUAUUUGAAUUUGGUGCUUGAGUUUGUUCCUGAGACAGUCUACAGAGUUGCACGUCGGUAUACACGGCAAAAGGAAACCAUUCCAAUGAUCUUUGCUAAACUGUACAUGUACCAAUUGUUCCGCAGCCUCGCUUACAUUCACAGCAAGGGGAUUUGCCAUCGGGACAUCAAGCCCCAAAAUCUUCUUCUUGAUCCCUCCACUGGAGUCCUCAAACUCUGCGAUUUUGGAAGCGCCAAAGUUCUGAUUCAGGGUGAACCCAAUGUCUCCUAUAUCUGCUCACGUUACUACCGCGCACCCGAACUCAUCUUUGGUGCUGUCAACUAUACAUGCCAAAUUGACGUGUGGUCAGCCGGUUGUGUAUUUGCGGAGUUACUUCUGGGUCAGCCAAUCUUCCCCGGAGAAAGCGGUGUGGAUCAGUUGGUGGAAAUAAUAAAGGUACUCGGCACACCUUCUCACGAGCAGAUUCGCGAUAUGAAUCCCGACUAUCGAGAGUUCAAGUUCCCGCAAAUCAAGGCUCAUCCUUGGCCCAAGGUAAGUGUCUCUCCUUCCCUGCUCCAUUCGACAACCCAACUACUGAACAGAUCGUGUGCACUGUAG